GGCCCAGGGGGGUGCUCGGGGGGUCGCAGCCGCGGAGGCCCCCCCGCCCCGCCGCGGUUUCCCCGCGCACCGUGGACCUGCGGAGCGACACGGUAACCCGGCCGUGCGCGGGGAUGCGCCGCGCCAUGGCCCGCGCCGUCGUGGGCGACGACGACUACGGGGAGGACCCGACGGUGAACGAGCUGCAACGCCGGGCCGCGGGGACCCUGGGGACGGAGGCGGCUCUGUUCGUGCCCACGGCCACCAUGGCCAACCUUAUUGCUGUGAUGUGCCACUGCCAGCAGAGGGGGACUCAGCUGUUCCUGGGUCAGAACGCCCACCUGCACCUCUAUGAGCAUGGUGGGGCCGCACAGGUUGCUGGUGUCCAUUCCCAAGCCCUGCCAGAUCUGCCAGACGGCACCUUCGACCUGGACCAGCUGGAGCUGACCGUCCGCGAGGCCCACGGCAGCCGGUACCACCCACGCCCUCAGCUCAUCUGCCUGGAGAACACGCACAGCUCGGCAGGAGGCCGGGUGCUGCCCCUCACCUACCUCAGGCAGGUCCGUGAGCUCGCUGACCACUAUGGGCUGCAGGUGCACAUGGAUGGCGCACGGCUGAUGAAUGCGGCGGUGGCCCAGGGCGUGGAGCCUGCUCAGAUCACCCAGCACUGUGACUCUGUGUCCCUCUGCUUCUCCAAGGGCCUGGGCGCCCCGGCUGGCGCGGUGCUGGCGGGGCGCAGGGAGUUCAUCGCCGAGGCCUGGCGCACGCGGAAGCUGCUGGGCGGGGGGAUGCGGCAGGCGGGAGUGCUGGCGGCCGCUGCCCUCCUCGGGCUGCGGCACGCGGAGGCCACGCUGCACAGAGACCACGACAAUGCCCGGCGCUUUGCAGAAGGCAUCCACGUGCUGGACUUGCCUCUCUGCUCUGUUAACCUGGCAGCAGUGGAGACCAACAUCGUGAUGGUAAAUGUCCGGGGGGCCUGGCCAUCCCCCGCCGAGCUCUGCGAUCACCUGCGUGCCACCAGCGAAGAGGAGGUGGCUGAGACUGGGCAGGCUGUCAGCGUCCUGCUGCUCCCCUGGUCGGCACACACCGUGCGCGCCGUCUGGCACCGCGACAUCUCGGCCCACGACACUGAGCUCGCAAGGAGCAAGCUGGAGUUUGUUGCCAGGAAGUGUCAGGAGAAGCUGGCCCUGGGACUGCAUCCAACUCCUUUGGGCACAGGGGGAGCCUGAGCAUCCUCCCAGCUUCCCCCCCAGCUGAAGCAGGUAGGCCAGCCCACAGUGCAGGGGCUGGGACCAGCCCCUGUGUGCUCCAGGUGUGUUCCCAGCUGACUGCAACACAUCAUCUGUCCCCACAGGCAGACUGACAAACCAGGGUGAGCCCAGCCUGGGGGAGACCCCAGACCUUGGGGUGGUCAGUGCACAAAAUAAAUGUUUUCUGGCAGUA
Molecule: messenger RNA, 1422 nt
Organism: Lepidothrix coronata (blue-crowned manakin)
Lineage: Eukaryota; Metazoa; Chordata; Aves; Passeriformes; Pipridae
Product: probable low-specificity L-threonine aldolase 2
Exons: 7
Coding region: 114-1208 (364 amino acids)
Biological process (GO): glycine biosynthetic process; L-threonine catabolic process
Cellular component (GO): cytosol
Molecular function (GO): L-allo-threonine aldolase activity
Source: RefSeq, a predicted model, not a curated record